AUGUCAGAUCAAGAAAGUGAUGUAGAACAGGAUCUCCUCGAUGACAUUGUUGUCAAUAAGUAUAAAAUGGCUGCUGAGGUUACGAACGCGGUUCUACUCGAGUUGAUUGGUCUUUGCGUUGAUGGUGCUCAUAUUGCUCGAUUGUGUGAAUUAGGUGAUCAGAAAAUCCUUGAAAAAGUAUCCCAGUUAUUUAAGAAAGAAAAAGAAAUGAAAAAAGGUAUUGCUUUUCCAACGGCAAUCAGUGUUAAUAAUAUGAUAUCCAACUACUCUCCAAUUGAAUAUGAAGAAAAUGAUCCUACAGAAAUAAAAAAUGGAGACUUAGUUAAAAUUGAUGUAGGUGCUUAUGUAGAUGGCUAUGCAGCUAUAGUUGGACAUACUUUCGUAGUUGGUGCAAGUCAGGACAACAAAAUCACUGGUCGUAAAGCUGAUGUCAUACUAGCCGCACAUGCAGCAUCAGAAGCUGUCAUGCGGUUAUUAAAACCUGGGGUGGAGAACUUAAAAGUUUCAGAAAUUGUAAAUAAGACAGUUACAGAUUUUAACUGUCAUGCCAUAGAAGGCAUGCAAUGUCAUCAGAUGAAAAAACUUGUAUAUGACGCGGAAAAAAACAUUAUUUUCAAUCCAUCUGAAGAGCAGAAAAAAACAGUUGAAAAGUGUACUUUUGACACAAAUGAUGUUUGGAAUGUGGAUAUUGUUGUUUCAACGGGUGAUGGUAAACCACGAGAACAUAAGACACGAACAACUCUGUUUAAGAAAAAUGAAACUUUAUACCAAUUAAAAAUGAAAGCCUCUCGUCAAUUAUAUAGUGAAAUCUCAAACAAAUUCUUGACAUAUCCAUUCAGCUUACGUGCCUUGGAUGAUAUUAAAAAAGCUCGACUAGGUAUUACUGAGUGUAUAAAACAUGGAGUCAUUCAACCACUUUCAGUUGUCUGCGAAAAAGAUGAUGAAUUUGUUGCUCAAUUCAGGUUUACUGUUUUGCUCAUGCCUAAUGGCCCUAUGAAAGUUACUGGAUUGUCUUUUGAUCCUUCUUUGUACAAAUCCGAUUACAAAGUUAAAGAUGCAGAAAUCAAAGAUCUGCUUUCCCAACCUAUUAAGAUUCAGAAUAAAAAGAAGAAGCUUUUAAAACCAGAAUCAGGUGACAAAAACUCAGCUUAA
Molecule: messenger RNA, 1152 nt
Organism: Schistosoma turkestanicum
Lineage: Eukaryota; Metazoa; Platyhelminthes; Trematoda; Strigeidida; Schistosomatidae
Source: the annotation of a GenBank genome assembly